This is a messenger RNA of Rotaria sp. Silwood2, 4416 nucleotides long. Lineage: Eukaryota; Metazoa; Rotifera; Eurotatoria; Philodinida; Philodinidae. The record is from the annotation of a GenBank genome assembly.
AUGUUUGAUGAUUUCGGGAUUUUUAUUUAUUUUAUUUUUAAACAUCAAAUAGGUUUACUAAAUGAGUUUGGUCAUAAUAGUUUUCGAUUUAUACAUCGUACGUUUCAAGAAUAUCUGGCAGCUAAAAGUAUUAUCUAUUCUUAUGGAAUUGAACGAUCUCAAGAUAUGAUUUAUGAAAAUAUUAAAAACAAAAUUGAUAUUCCUAAUUGGAGAAUUCCUCUUAGUAUGACAUUUGGAAUACUAAGUAAAUCAGUUCAGCAUAGUGAAUUAUUUAACAAUAUUGUUACACGAUUGUUAACAGAUGAACAAGCUUCAUCCAAUGCACAAUCUUCUACACUUCUAGUACCAUUUAUUAUUAUUGAUUCAUUAAAUGAUAUGUACUUCUUAUCAAACGAAACAGAAUAUGAAUUAAUUCGAAAAUUAGCAGACAUGCUAUUAUUUGAUUAUAAAAAUAUGUCUGGUUUCUCAAGAUUAAAAGAACAUCAGAAAUUAAUUCAAUCAUAUUUCUUGAAAUUGAAAAAAAAGUAUGAUAAUACAAUUGCAGAAUGGUUUAUUGAAAAGAUAAGUCAUGAAGAAAAUGUUGCUGCAUGUGCCAACAUUACUUAUCAACUCAAAUGGUAUAAUCCAAAAUUUCACGAAAUAUUUCUAGAGAAUUUACACAAUGAUUCUAUCAUGUGGAAUUGGCCAAUCGAUUCAGUCUUCCGAUUUUAUUCAAAUGACAUUAGAGAUGAAGCAGUUUUAAGGCAAUUGAAAUUUAAAAAUAAAAUAAAUAAAAAUCCCGAAAUCAUCAAACAUAUCAUAAAAAACAAUGAUUGGUUAUGUUUAAUUGUUGCUCUUUAUGGAGGAUACAAAAAUUAUAAUACAGAAAAAACUAUUUCAGAAUAUUAUGAAAUAGCUCAAUUUCUUGAUUUAAGUGAUAAACAAAGAGCACCAUUUAUCAUUUAUUAUCAAGAUGUUUGGGGCAAAGAUGAUGCAGCCUAUAAUAUGGCAGUACGUGCUGAUGAUCUGCAUAGGGCACGACAUUGGAAUGAUAGAUCAAUAUUUGACAAGAAUGAAAUUUACAAAGAAUCAUUUCUGACAAACAAAAUCCUCGGAUUACUUCUUGAAGAAAAACCAGCAAUAGAGUUAACAGAAAAAUUGCGAAAACAAAUAAACAGUCAAAAAUUAAAAGCGAAUGAAAAAACGGAAGCAUUAAUCGCAUUAAUUGCUCUAGGAGAUUUCGAUUUUCUAACUGGUAUUAUACAAGAAGGAAACGAAACAUUUAUCCACAGUUUUGAAAAUCGAAUAGAACAGCUUAUUUAUAUUUUGAAAGAUCCAAUUGCAAGAUGGUCAUUGCAUAUUGACAAAUAUUUACUUCAAAUCUACAAUGAUAUGAAAGUGAAUCAGUUGAAAUAUAAUACAAGCUUUUUAAAUUAUUGCACAAUAUAUUUAUCCUUAAUAGCCAAUAGUGGAGGAUUACCAAUUGACACUAAGAUGUUAGCUGAAACUACAGAUAAUGCUGAAGAUAAAUAUAGUUUAUAUGCAGAAUAUUUUGCCUUUAAACUUACCGGUGCUGCCGAUAGUUUCCAGCAUCACGUAGCUGUUUUAUGGAAGAAAUGCAUUUCUUUAAGCAAAACCGAUCAAAUUAUGAAAUCAUUUUUAAAAAUUAGUGAUGCAGUUCAGAUUUAUAGACCGAUUCGAGCAUAUCCAUGGCCUACAGAUAUAUUUACUUUUAAGUCAAAUAAUGAGGAUGAUAUAUCGAUAGCAUUCUUCAAUUGUUUAGAGAACAUAAAUACAAAUGUACCGUACUUAGUAAAUGGCAUUUCUGAGCUCUUCUUUAAAGAAGGAUAUUUCAAUAGAAAUCCUGAAUUGAUUCCAUUAGUUAUAUUGUUACACUUUGGAAUUAUGUCAAAAGAUUUAGAUAGAUUUAAGAUCUACAAGAAUUUACUACCUGAAUUAGCUGAAACGUCAGAUAUUAAAGAUUUUUUAUUCGAAAAAAUUCAAUCAAUGCGCAAUCCCUACUAUAAAUCGAGAGCAUUAUAUCAAUUAGCUGAAUUUUAUGAUGAAAAAUGCUAUGAACUAUUAAGUGAAUCUUUUACAUUAACAAAAAAUAUUCAAGAGCCAACUUUAAAAUUUCAAGUUUUGGAAAAGAUUUUUAGUAUUGUUCAUUAUAAAGAAGUAAAACAUAUAUUGCUCAUUCAGCAAAUAGUUGAUGAAUUAAUUUUAACAUUUGACAAUAUUGAAGAUCUUUAUAACCGUAUUAUUGCAUCGAUAAGAUUAUCAUUUUAUGGAUCAGGAGAAUUUCGAAAAAAGUAUUUAACAAAUGCUAUAGAAACACUUAUUAGAAUGAAUGAAGAUAAUGACAAAAUCAAAUUAAUUAUUAAAUUAAAGCCAAUAAUUAGUAUUUAUGAUGAUCUUCAAAUUAAAUUCAAUGGAAUUAUAGAAACUCUCGAAAAUAAAAUACAUAAUUAUAUUGUCAAUUCUUACUAUGGAAGAAUAUUAUGUACUGAAAACUUACAUGUUCAUACUUCUAACUUCAGUUUAGAUAUAAAUCAAAAUUUAGAAAAUAGAAAUAAUAACGAGAACAAUGUAGAGAUUCCAGAUUAUACUGAACUUCAAGGUUUAUUCUUAUUGUUUGCACAAUUAAAUGAUACUAAACUAAUAAUUAAUAAAACAGAGAGUACAGAUCAAUUAUGGAUUAAUCUUGUUAAAGAUACUGAUAAUCAGUCAAAUAUUGAAAAGAUCUUAAACAUUGGUUUACAUAAUGAAAUAUUUUUAACACCACAAGUAGCAAUUAUUCUCGAUGAAUUAGUGAAUAAAGGAAAAGAAGAUACUAUUUCAAUUCUUUUCCCAUGUAUUAUAAAACCAUCCAAUGAAGUGUUACCAAUUGUUCAGAGAUGGUUUACGCAAUAUAAUAACAAUCAUAUCAAAAAUUUAUCAGCUCUUUUACUUACAGAAGCAAAGCAUGUUUUUGAACCGGCAAUUGAUACAAUUAUUCAUUUACUAAAAAGUGAUAAUGAUCAAAUGAGAUAUAGAGCUCAACGAAUUUUUCAACAUCCAGAAAGAGAUGUCAAAGAACCCAGUAAGAGAAUAUCUGUAAUAGGAGAAAAAACAUUGAUGAAAAUUGUUGAAAAUGUACAGGUUAAAGAGCAUCUUCCACGAGUUCGAGCUUACGUCCUUAGUUUUUUCUACGAUUUACUAUGGGAUGAUCCUACAGUGUUUCGAAACUUAUGCCAAAAUAUCAAUCAAUUAAAAGACAGAAACUCUGUCAGUGAAAAAAGAGUGCAGUUCUUCAAUAGAAUUCAAUUCAUAAAUGAUCAUAUUUGGGAUUCAAUAAUGAGAACAUUAAAAUCAUCACUAGAUCCAUCAAAUGCAGAACAACUACUUUACUCAAUAAUGUUACUAACACAAUAUGACCAAAUUACACAUGAAAACUGGAUAGAAUUUGCAAGAAUACUAUCAAUUACAGACACAAGUCAAUUUAAAGAAAAAAUAUUCUUUGUACGUAGAGAUGUAGAAAGAAUAGAAUUUAUUAUUGAUAACGUUUUUGCAUUAACAGAUACUAAUGAUGAAACAUUUUUUGAAAUUCUGGAAUCAAAAAUAAUUAGCGAAAUAUGUGUGAAAGUUGAAAGUCUCUCACAAAAUGGGUAUGACGAAAUAAAACAUAUAAGUCGAUGUAACUUUUAUGCAUCAAAUGAUUUAAAUCAAACAAUAUUAACUAUGCUAAAUAAUACUUCAAUAAGUAUUGUUCUUAUGGAAAAUUUAAUUAAAUGGCUAAUACAAAAAAUGAAAAGUUUUAAAGAUUUUGAUGAUACUAUAUUUUCUUUGAUAUUAUGUGAAAAUGUAUUAUCUUUGGUUUCUGCUUGUGUUCAAAAGGAUGAUUAUUUGUAUCGAAAAAUAACAAACUCUUCAAAUUUUAAUAAAUUGCAAAUGAUUAUACUUUUGGAAAAAAUGCUGAAUUAUCAUCCAUAUUUUUUAGCAAGAGGCAACGCUUUCAUAUUACUUUCAGCAAUGGACCAAUCUGAUCAUAGAGUAAUCACAAAUGCCAUGAACACAUUACUUGAUGAAAAUGUUGUGAAAGAAUAUUCUGUAAUUGGAAUGCCUCUAGUACAUUUAUCACCAAAUGAAUUUAUUGAUGAUUUACUUGAAUCUUUAACACAUGAAAGUGCUGUAAAAGCUUAUGAAAUAUCAAAAAUUUUUACAGAAUUUGUUCUAAAUGAAAAAAUAGAUACAACAGGUAAAUCAAAAAUAAUAAAGUACUUAGCAAAUGAAAUUGGACAAUUAAAAUCAAAGAAACCUGUUAAUUAUUACUAUACCGAUAUAAGAAUUCCUUUCACAACAACGUUGGAAAAUGAAUUAUAUAAAGCAUGGAUUAAAAUACAAGGGCUCUCUGGUAAAACACAAUAUUCUAUUAAGAUUGAAAAAUCAAAAGAAUAA